AUGGAGGGAGUCGGCGCUGUCGCAAACGUCGUCGUCAACCUUUCUGUAAAAGUCGCCACGCUCUGCUCCCAGUAUGCCGAAGACGCCAGGAGCGCCAGGAGCGACAUCGAGGAGCUACGCGACGAGGUGACGACGCUAAGAAGAGCCGCCAAAUCAGCACGGCGGCUGAUCAGAGAUCAACAUGGCGCCAGCUUGGAGGCCUCGCGGGACAUGGAGGACGCCCUCCGGGAAAGCCUCAAUGUCCUCCGAAAGCUGGUGGAGAGCCUCCAGUAUAGCACUGGACGCAGGUUUAUGAGGCUGUUUCGCAUCAGGGUGUUGAGGUGGCCAUUGAAGAGGAGGGAGGUGAAUCAGAAGAUUAAACGGAUUAGGAGAUGUACGAAACGGAUCAAUUUGGCUCUUCAGGUGUAUCAAACGGCCAUAAUUGGCGUCGACGCCAAAGUUGUCAGAGUUGACGAGACCAUGGUCUCUAUGGAGCAGCGCAUGCUCAUGCACAUGUUGCCCACCGCGCUAGGGGCAUUAUACGACUCCCGCGAAGAAGAAGACGGCGCUACUUGUCUGACGGGUACCCGGGUUGAGUUACUUCGAGACAUAGAUGAUUGGGUCAACAGUCGGAAAGCUCCCAUUGUCUUUUGGCUCAACGGAAUGGCUGGUACUGGAAAGUCGACAAUAUCUCGAACUUUUGCGGCAACAGCGGCUAUGCAUCGAUAUCUAGGUGCUACCUUCUUCUUCAAGAGGGGCGAGAUCGACCGAGGGAACAUGUCCAGGUUCUACACAACGAUCGCCUAUCAACUCGUUCGCUCCAUGCCUGACCUUGUCCCUCACAUCAGAGCAGCUGUUGAUGGAACAGCCUCCAUCAUAGAAAUGUCCGCCGAUAAGCAGUUCGAAAAACUCAUCUUGCAGCCUUUGAUGCGUGUCCGGAACAGAAAUAGGACUACUCUUGCGAUCGUUGUGGACGGCCUGGAUGAGUGUGAUGGAGGAGACGACGUCCGGCGCCUAAUCACCCUUUUAUCUGACUUUAAAGAUGUCAAAAACUUUCGCAUCAGAGUUCUCAUUACGAGCCGAAUAGAACUACCGAUUCGACUGGGUUUUCACGACAAUAGGGACCACCACAGGAAUUUCGUGCUUCAUGAGAUAUCAGAGACUAUUGUCGAGCACGACGUUGAAAUUUUCUUGAAAUUCAGACUCGACCAGAUCAGGAGGAACUACAACCGCUCAGUCUCAAGGGACAGACACUUACCAAAGGACUGGCCUGGACCAAGAGACACGGCAACGCUCGUCCGGAUGGCUGGCCCGCUCUUCAUCUUUGCCACCACAGUCUGUCGAUUCCUCUCGGACAGGAGAUGCGGCAACCCCAGAGAGCAGUUACGAAAAGUAUUGAAGUACAGGACGAGGAGUCAAGAUGCCAAAUUGGAGGCAACUUAUCUUCCACCUUUGGAGCAACAGUUGGCGGGACUCUCCAACAGUGGGAAGGGUCAAGUCCUGGACGAUUUCCGAACCGUUGUUGGGACCAUUGUGCUUCUCGAAACGCCGCUCUCAGCACCAGCUUUGGCUCACCUCCUCGAUGUCCGAGAAGACACGGUUCAUGCGAGAUUGGACGUGCUCCAUUCAGUGCUGAAUGUACCACAGUCUGCAGACUCCCCCAUCCGGUUACUCCACCUAUCCUUUCGGGAUUUCCUAACCGACCCGGAGAGGAAAGGAACUGAUGAGUUCUGGGUGGAUGAAAAGUACUGGAACGGCCAUAUUACCUCAUGUUGCCUUCGCAUCAUGAACGAUGCCUUGGAAGAGGACAUUUGCGGCCAGGUUCACCCAGGGGCUGAUCGCUCAAGCUUACGACGGGGGCAAGUGGAUUCGUCAAUUCCCCCAGAACUGAAAUAUGCCUGUCGUUUCUGGGCCCAUCAUAUGCAGAAUGCGGAGAGGAGCUUUUAUCGCGACCAGGAGAUCUACAAUUUCCUGUCCAGCCAUUUUCUACAUUGGAUAGAGGUUCUUAGCCUCAUUGAAAGGCCUACUGAGAGCUAUCACAUUUCGAAAAGCCUUCAGGUAUUUCUGCAUAAUACACCCUGUUCCGAGCUUGGCCAGCUCUUGAAAGAAGCCCCCAGCUUUAUCCAGAGGAACUUGACCAUCAUCGAAUCACACCCCCUUCAGCUGUACUCUUCCCUUCUCAGCAUCACCCCGGAAAAUAGCAUGAUGCGGAGACUCUUCUGGGGCGAAGGCCCUUCAUGGGUAUCCCUUGUUCCAGCCCCCGACUCUCAUUGGGGCCAAGUCCAAUACACCUUGGAGGGCCACAAGGGACCAGUCAACGCCGUUGCUUUCUCCCCGGACUCUUCGCUCCUGGCUUCAACGUCAUCAGAUCACAAUGUUAGGAUCUGGCGUGUGGAAACAGGAGAAUGCAUCCGAGAAUUCCAGAGGCAUAAACGUCCUGUGAGGGACGUCAAGUUCUCACCUGACUCGGCGCUCAUAGCUUCCAAAUGCGACGAGACUAUCCGAAUCUGGAAAAGUGACACGGGUAUACAACUAGAGAAUCUAGCCAUUCAUGGGAAUCACAGAGAAUGCCCCGUUGAGUUUUCACCAGACUCUAAACUUGUGGCGUGGAUUGGUGAACGGGGUGACUUGCGGAUCAUGCAGCUGGAUACCCUCCAGUGCAUAUGGCAGUUUAGACAAGGCGGCUUCACUGACCCUAGGAAACGACUGCAAACCACCCCCUACUCCUUGCGCUUUUCAUCAGACUCGAAAGUUAUCGCGGUAGUGGUGGAGGAAACGGGCUUCUUCUCCUUGUGGAGCGUCGAGAAUGGCUACCGCAUCCGAAAACAUGAACAAACAGGGAAUCUCUCGCUCGAGGUACCUCACAACAGUCCGCGCCGGGACGUGUCGUAUUGCUUUGUUGAGGACACGAGUCAGUCAACCGUCAUGAAUACAGAGUCGACAUUCAUGAUGGCAGCCAACGAGAGCCUCCAUUCCGAGUCCGACGACACCAUCCUUGUUCGCUGGGUGGAGACGGGCGAGGUCGUGCAGAGCAUCACGACCCCUUACAGUGGCAGGAGCCGCGCCACUUUGACACAGUUUUCUCCAGACGGUGCAAUUCUGGGUUCGAUACAUGAAGACAAAACCGUCAAGAUCUGGGAAAUUGCAACGGGAAAUUGUCUACAUAUUCUCAGCGGUUUCGCAAGCGAGGUGAAGGCCAUGUCCUUCUCUCCAGACAUGCGCCUAGUCGCUUCAGGAUCUGCCGACAAGAUGGUACACAUCUGCUCCAUCAGCUCUGGAAGCAACCUCCCUCUAUCAGACGAAAGCCGACACCCCAUUCAAGCCAUGGUGGUAUCUCCAGACGGUUCCGUCGUUGCAUCCUUAUCCGCAAACAAAGAGCUAGCGUUGUGGAGGAUAGAUACCGGCGCGUGCAUGCAUCGUCUCGAAUGCCCUCACAGGAUGGAGCAUUCAGAAGGACCCUCUUCGAAACCUCCAUUCGCCUUUUUGAGUCGUUUAUUGUUUUGCGCGUGGUCGCGAUCGACUCUGUACAUAUAUCGCGUAGACACGGGCCAGCGUGUCUCCGAGAUUGACAAACACCAUGGAUCUGAGGUUGCGUUUUCCCCUGAUGGGAGCCGUAUCGCCUUUAGACCCAGCGAAGACGCCAUUUACAUCAUGAUGCCGAACUCGGGAGAGUACGGUCAUCAACUCACGGGUGGAAGGAGGCUUUCAGAUGCGAGGUUCUCGCCCGACUCGACACGUGUUGCGGCUAUAUCUUAUACCGCCAAGCAUUCUCACGUGUACGUUUGGUCUGUGGAAGACGGCGUUUGUCUUCAUAGGCUUCGCACGCGGCUUCCACCCAACGCUAUCAAGGCGCACAUCAGCGGUAUCUCUCCAGACGGGAGAUGGGUCGCGGUGCAGUGGGCGGUUGAUGAAGAACGGGCUUCACGGGGCGUACGCGCAUAUAAGCGAGUGUAUUCUCUGGAAGUCAUAUCUGUCGUCCUGGGUGAUGCGGCCCUGAAGUUCAACACACCGUCAUCAAGGCCUCCCGUGGAGUGUAGCUUCUCGAGUGGUUCUCAACAUGUGGCGUGGGUUUGCGGUUCCAGCAUGAGGGUCUGGGAUACUACAACUGGAGCACUUAUUAAUCACGUCAACCUCGGAUUCUCUCCGACCCGUAUUGAUUUCGACAUCGGCAGGGACUACCCUUUCACCAACUUUGGUCGAAUCUCUAUCAACACCCCUCAAACAGAAAAUGACAAUGGCACAGCGAUCUCCCCUGGGAGGUUGGGCUACGGAGUCAGUGCUGACAUGUCAUGGCUCAUGUGGAACGACAUGGAAUUCUUCUGGUUGCCACCGAGAUUCCGACCACACGAGGGCUGCGCCAUCGAGAUAUCAGGCUCGACGAUUAUUAUCGGUUCAGAAACAGGAGUGUUACUUUUUUUCAGAUUUACAUUGGAGGAGACGCUUUCCAGGCAUCGCAUAGUUACGAUUGUGGAAUAG
Fusarium falciforme is the source of this 4455-nucleotide messenger RNA. RefSeq names its product NACHT domain-containing protein. Lineage: Eukaryota; Fungi; Ascomycota; Sordariomycetes; Hypocreales; Nectriaceae. The coding region runs from base 1 to 4455 and encodes 1484 amino acids. The transcript has 3 exons. The record is from RefSeq and is a predicted model, not a curated record. Gene Ontology annotation, molecular function: protein binding.